Molecule: messenger RNA, 2379 nt
Organism: Penicillium malachiteum
Lineage: Eukaryota; Fungi; Ascomycota; Eurotiomycetes; Eurotiales; Aspergillaceae
Product: glycosyltransferase
Exons: 9
Coding region: 1-2379 (792 amino acids)
Molecular function (GO): UDP-glycosyltransferase activity
Source: RefSeq, a predicted model, not a curated record
AUGAAGCACCAUGAAGCUAGUAUGGCAACAGAACCACCUCAGGAUCAGCCUCCGCCAUAUGAGGCGGUACCACAACACUUAGAGGGUAUUCGAGUCAAUGAUGAUGGUCGCAUUUCGAUCGAUGCGAGCUCUCGACUGUGCCGGACUCUGUCCAGAAUAAUUUCGACGUCUCCCAUUGAAACCCCACCUCCAUCAGGGCUCCCGCCAUGUUACGAAGACCUACCGGGGGAGAUCUUCAGCCUUUUCUCGCAUUGGGCACGGAACUACAACGAACCGGACAUCGUGUCCGGAUCGCCACACAACGUUUUUGAGAACUUUGUGGCAGAAGCUGGACUAGAGUUCUAUCCCAUAGGCGGCGACCCAGCCGACUUGAUGUCUUAUAUGGUCAAGAAUCCCGGUCUCAUUCCUAGUGUGAACAGCCUAAAAAAGGGUGACAUCCAAAAGAAUCGUUUGAUGAUGGCAGAAAUUCUUCAUGGAUGCUGGCAUUCUUGUGUAAUGCCUGAUCCUGUUACAAAUGCGCCAUUUGUUGCCGAAGCUAUUAUCGCCAAUCCUCCCAGCUUUGCGCAUGUUAUUGUGCCCAGGCUCUCGGUAUCCCACCACUUAAUGUUCACAAUGCCAUGGACCGCAACUCGAGCCUUUCCCCAUCCUUUAGCAAACCUAUAUAACAUCCCUCCUGAUCAGGACUGGAUUAACCGUGUCUCUUAUUCAGUGGUGGAUUGGCUAUCUUGGCAAGGUCUUGGAGGAGUUAUCAAUGAUUGGCGCAAGCAUGAAGUGGGAUUAGAGUUUAUAUCUUCAUCUGAUGAUCCCUUUCUCCUGAAGAACCUUGAAAUCCCCUACACAUAUUGCUGGUCCCCUGGUCUUGUUUCCAAGCCACAUGACUGGCUCGCGAAUAUAGAUGUAUGCGGUUUUUUCUUUCGCAAAACACCAGAUUAUGAGCCAGACUCGGAACUCAUUAGAUUUCUUCAUUCUGGACCUCCCCCAAUUUACGUUGGAUUCGGUAGCAUCGUCAUUGAAAAUCCCGGGGGUAUGACGGAGAUUCUUCUACAAGCGAUCCAGGAGACUGGUGUUCGAGUUAUCAUAUCUCGUGGAUGGAGUAGGCUGGGCGGACCAAUCCUGCCUCAUGUACUUUACUUGGACGAUUGCCCACGUGAAUGGCUGUUUCAACAUGUGAGAGCCGUUGUACACCACGGCGGUGCCUGUACAACAGCCUGCGGGCUGCGAAAUGGCAAGCCAACCGUCGUUUCAAUGCUUCUGGGGGAUAUGAUCUCCGCAGCUGAAGCAGGCCCAGAUCCCAUACCGUAUAAGCAACUAAAUGUAUCGAACCUCGUGCAGGCAAUUCGUUACUGUCUGACGCCUGAGGCGACUCACACCGCACAGGGUGUCGCAAAUAAAAUGCAGCAAGACCAAGGAGUGGAGGCAGCCGUGGCCUCUUUCCACAGAAACCUCCCGCGCGUGACGGAAUGUGACGUCCUACCGCAAUUCCCAGCUUGUUGGAGAUACAAGAAAGGGAACAGACGAUAUCACUUAUCCAAGGUUGCAGCGGAAAUCCUGGCCGAGAACCACGUGCUAGACCCGACGAAGCUGAAACUAUAUCAAUUAUGCCCUAUGCACAUCGAGAACAAACGUUGGGAUUUGGUGACAGGCGUUUCCUCGGCUGGCUUGGGGAUGGCAUUUGAAAUGCUGAAGGCGGGAGGAAAUAUUAUCUACAAACCUUACGGAGUUUACAAGCUGCUCCUGGCACCAUCGCCAGAUGCGGUGGGAAGUUCCCCAGCGCUUCGGAAAGCUCGAUCCAUGCCGUAUUUGACAGAGGCCAAUAUAUCAGAUCUGGAGGAGAAAGGCAAAGCUCGCGCUAUGGCUGUCGCGUCAGCUCAAGCCUCUGGAAGAUUUCUGGGAAAAUUUGUCUCCGGUACCAUGAUUGACGUACCUUUAGCUGCUGCCGAGGGAUUUCGUGUACUUCCGGGUCUAUGUGGAGGGAAUGUUCGUCACACUGAUAAGGUUACAGACUGGAAGUCUGGUAUGUUGGCUGGGGCUAAGACCUUUGCUGUUAGUAUGGCUGAAAGCUGCGUCGAUCCGUUCUAUCAACCCUACAGACAUGCAAGAGACGGAAGCGCACUAGGCUUUGCUGCUAGAUUGUUUAAGGGAACCUUUGGCGUGAUUGCUAAGAUGGGCCACGCCCCCAUCAACCUUCUCGCAUACCCCGGGCAAGGCGUCAAGCGAAGCUUUAAAGCUGCCUUCUUUGAUAGUACCCAAAAGGCGAUAAUGACCACUUUACGUGAGGAUGGGCAAGGGAUGUCUCGGCAAUGGAGAGUGAGAGGCUUACAGGACAAGCUAGUUGUUGAGAAAUUCAGGCUUAUAGACCGUGAGGAUGAUUCAUACUAA